Acanthosepion pharaonis is the source of this 1572-nucleotide messenger RNA. The record is from the annotation of a GenBank genome assembly. Lineage: Eukaryota; Metazoa; Mollusca; Cephalopoda; Sepiida; Sepiidae.
AUGGCGUCCGUUGUCGAUGCCGAACCAUGGUAUGUUUCACUUUUGGGUCUUGCAGAAACAUUUCGGACGUCCAACCCACCCAAUAUUCGGCUGUGUAUUCACUGUCUGCAGUCAAUUUUCAAUUUUAAGCCGCCUCCUCGGAUAGAGUCUAGGACUCAUCUACAGUUAGGAAACAUUUUGUUGGCCCACACGAAAAACCUCGAUCUCGCUCGCUGGCAUCUGGAAAAGGCGUGGGCUCUUUCUUCAAGUUUGGCUUCAGCAGAUGAUGUUCGAUUUGAAGCUGCCAGUGUGUUGGCUCAGAUAUUUGAGAAACAGCUUCAAGUGGACCUUGCCAAACCAAUCCUGAGAAGAGCAAUUGAAAUCUCUCAACAAGCUCCAUACUGGCAUUGUCGAUUACUUUUUCAUCUAGCUCAAAUCCAUGCAUCAGAAAGAGAAUAUGCCUCUGCAUGUCAGCUAUUGGGUGUUGGUUCAGAUUUUGCUCUUACAGCUCGUUCUGAUUACCUCCGUCUUCUUUUCCUUCUCAGUAAAGGAAUGCACUACAAAGGUUCCCCUACUCAAAAAGAAUCUCUCAAUGUUUUCUUUUUGGUUCUUCAAGUAUGUCACUAUUUAAUGGCUGGACAAGUGAAAAGUGUCAAGCCUUGCUUGAAACAACUACAACAAAGCAUACAAACAGUUACUCAGUUGCAUUCUGAUGAUGAACCUCUUUCAAGUAACCAGAUUGACCAGUUUCAGUGGCUACCAAAAGAACACAUGUUAACUUUUUCUCUCUCUCUCUCUCUCCAUCCUUUUAAAACCUAUAUGAUAAUUCAUGUACAAAAGUGUACUUGUAAUCUGGGUCUUUAUGCAAUGUCAAUGAAUUGCAUGGAAGCAGCAGAAUCCCAGUUUAAUACAGCAUUUAAAUUGUCUACUGAUGUUGAUUUACGUACAUUUGUAAAACUGAAUUUGGCCAUUGUGUACUUACGGACGAAUAGGCCCACAGAUUUAAUAAGUCUGUUAGAAACUGUGGUCAUGCCUCAGAAAGUUUCUUCAUCCUCAUCCUCCUCAUCAUCAUCAUCAUCAGACAGAAGAAAGUCCACAGAUAGUGAAAUAAUGAACAGAAUCAGUUCACAUAGUUUACGUGCAUCGGCUUUUUAUGUCCGUGGUUUACAAGCGUUCUUUCAGGCCGGCUACAGUGAAGCCAAACGAUAUCUUAGAGAAACCUUGAAAAUGGCCAAUGCUGAAGAUUUAAAUCGACUCACAUCUUGUUCACUUGUGUUAUUGGGCCACAUAUUUUUGUCAUUAGGAAAUAGCAGGGAAGCAAUGAAUAUGGUGACUCCAGCAAUGCAGCUUGCUGGAAAAAUCCCAGAUGUUCAUGUUCAGUUGUGGGCCUCCUCAUUACUAAAAGAUCUAUAUCACUUAUGUGGAGACCAGGUGAAUGAAGCAGAGGGUUACAGAAUGCAUACAAGCUUUUCUCAAGAUCUCCUCAAAGACCAUUUCCAAUCUUCACAAAUGUCUGAACAUGGCCUAAUACAGUGGACAGAAGGUCCUUGUCCUUUUCACUUGUCAUCAGAGGCCUCCAGCAGCAUGUUAUGA